AUGUCGGCCCUGGAUCGUCUGGUGGAUCUCCACCAGCGGCUGUUGCGCGACGAGCAUGCAGCGGAGACGGAAGAGCUGGAGGCUGCGCUUAAAGCGUUUUCUCUCAACGAACUCGAGUCGCAGGGACUCGUUCUCCCGCGGCUGGUCAUCCACGAAGUGCGAAGCGGCCUCUACUCGCGCACGCUGGUCGACUUCUGCACGCGCCGCGCCGCCCAUGCCUUUCAGAAGAGACAGAAAAAACAGAAAGUCGCCUCUGCAGCCGAGGACCAAGAUGAAUCCUCCUCUGAGGCCCCUGUCGGGCUCCUCCUUCCGCCUCAGCACCGCUUCACCCCGGGAGACAUCGUGGGCGUGUUUAACGACGCGCACGCUUUCAUGCAGAUUUCAGGCAGCGCGGGCGCCUUGGCUGCGGGCGUGGUACACAAAGUGAAGGCGCAGCUGAUUUCGAUUGCGUUCGAAGACGAGGACUGGCUGGGCGGGUCUGAGAAAAACGCCUCAGGGCCGUCAGGUGCCAAGGCGAAGCGAGACGACGAGGCACGCGGGCACUUCCACCUCGCUCUUAUCUCCAGCAGCGUGACGAUCGACAGACAGUUGAAGGCCCUGGAUCGCCUCAAGAACUACCCGACCAACGGAGCCGCGCGGGCGCUGCUCAACCUGUGCUUUGGGAUCCAACAGCCUCAGCCCCUGGCGUCUGGGCGCUUCGAAGAGGCCGCGGCGGAGGAAGGGGACCUUUUUCGCGGCGCAGCCGCCGACGAGAGAGAGGAGGGCGGCCGCGAGGAAGGCGCGGAGGACGCGCCUUGUUUGCGGGACGCGUCCGCGUUGUCGCCUCCCCUCGCACAUUUGUCGUCUCAGGAUUUGUCGCACUGCGACGGCUUUCCGUGGUUCGCGCCGCGUUUGACCGGAGCCCAGAAGCGCGCGGUGCUUCUGGGGCUGCGCUCGCGCGACCUGGCGCUGAUCCACGGGCCGCCAGGGACUGGCAAGUCGACGGCGCUGCUGGAGCUCCUCCUGCAGCUCGCCGUUCGCGGCCGGCGCGUCCUCGCAUGCGCCCCAAGCAACAUCGCAGUUGACAACCUGCUGGAGCGCGUGGCGGGCGCGGGCGCGUCUGGGCGGCUGUCUGCGCGGCUGUCUGCGCGGCUGCAGCACUGCGUGCGUCUGGGGCACCCGGCACGCGUCGACGAGAAGCUGUCGCGGUUCUGCCUGGAAAGUCAGGUUCAGCGGACGGCUGGCGCGGCCCUCUCGCGCGAAAUCCGCCGCGAGCUCGACUUCAGCCUGGAGAUGCUCAACGACCGCCGGAAACUGGAGAAAUUCGUCGAACAGAAGAGGGAGGAACUCGCCGGGGGGAGCGGCAGGGGACGAGCCGACGCCGCCGUCGCGCGCGCAAACAGCAGCCGCGCAGGCUGGGCGGCCGCCGCCACACGGGAACUGAGACAAGAAAUUCGCACGCUGCGCAGGGAACUGCGAGCCUUCGAAAAGAAGGCGGUGGAAGAGGUGCUGGAGCAGUCCCCGAUCGUCUUCGCAACGUGCGCGGGGGCCGACGAUGAAGCCCUACGGAGCUUCUUGGGCGACGACCAGGGGCGCCCCGGGCAGGGCUCGGCUGGCAGGAACGGCUUUGACGUCGUUGUCGUCGACGAGGCCGCGCAAGCGCUGGAGGCCGUGUGCUGGAUUCCGCUGCUCUGUGGGCAGCGCGCGGUGUUGGCUGGCGACCACUGCCAGCUGGCGCCCACGAUCAAGAGCCGCAGCGCGGAGAAGGCGGGCCUCGGCGUCACGCUGUUUGAGCGCCAGAUGUGCGCGCGCUACGGGGCUCAGAUAUCGCAGCUGCUCGACACCCAGUUUCGCAUGCAUGAACGCAUCAUGGGGUGGAGCAGCGAGCAAUUUUACAACGGCGAACUCCGAGCGGACCCCUCUGUCGCCUCGCGCCUCCUGGCUGACAAGUACCCCAGUCUCAGAGACGAAGAGGAAGAAGAGCCCCAGCGAAACAGCGACGCGUAUGCGUCUUCAGUGGCGCCGCCGUUCCUCUGGAUCGACACAGCGGGCGUUUCCUGGCUGCAGGAAGAUGGCGAGGAAGAGGAAACGAGCUACGCGUCGCGAGAUGCAGCUGCAGCUCCGUGUUCUAUGAGUGCCUCCAAAAGCAACCGCGGAGAGGCCGCGCUUCUCGUCAAGCGGCUGUCAGAGUUAGUGUGGACUUUCGACGUUAACCCCGCAGACAUUUGUGUGAUCACGCCGUACAGAAAGCAGGUUCAGCUGCUGCGCCAGUACUUGCAACAGGCGGCGGCCGAGUCUCUCUCGGAUGCCACGUCCUCCUUCGGCAAGAGGGCGAACGCGACGGAGAGCGACCUGGAAGCGGAUCGCCAAAAGCGCGAAGCCUUCUGCAGAAUAUCUGUCAACACUGUCGACGGAUUUCAGGGCCGGGAAGGCGAAAUCGUCGCGAUCUCGCUCGUCCGCAGCAAUCCGAGACACCACGUUGGGUUCCUCAAGGAAGUGAGGAGACUGAACGUCGCGGUCACGCGCGCCAAGCGCCACCUGCUCAUCGUGGGCGACUCCGAGACGAUCGCUGGCAGAGAGGCCGAGGAGGGACACGCAGAGGGGGAAUGGACUCCGGGUGAGGCCGCCGCUUGUGAGGCCGAAGGGCAGGGAGAGGGCCUGCAGAAACAAAGUCCUCAUGUGGGGAAUGCAGACUUCCAGGGAGCGAAGUGCGCGAAGAAGUCAGCGAGAGCCAUCUUGCGCUCUCUUUUCCACUACGCGUGCGAGCGGGGUGAGAUCCGGAGUGCUCUCGAGUUCAUCGACAUCUCAGAUAUUCCAGGGGCGGUGGCGCGGGAGCCUGGGAAGCCUCAGGCGCGUGAGUCGCCCUCGCUCGCGUCGGCGGCAGAUCGCGUCGGCUCAAGGAGUGGAGCCGGUGCAGCGCCAGCGCCUUCUGAGCACGACAAAGGCACGGCAGGGAAGGGCCUGAGCAGGGCAGCAGCGAAGAAGAAGAAGCAGGAGCGGAAGGCGAACCUGAAAGACAGGGUGGACGCUGGUCAUGGUGCCGAAGUAGCCAGUGCGAACGCAGCGCAUGCAGAAGAGCGGCAGCACAAUGGGGGCGGCGACGAACCUACCGCACCUCUGCGGCGCGCAGCUGAAGAAGCUUCUGCGUUGGACGAGAAGUACCGGGAUAUUCUUUUAGGCUUCAAGCGACGCGCGCUGCAAUCGGUGUCUCAGUCUCCCGGGUCUUCGGCGUCCUACGUCUUCCCGUCUUCGCUGACUGCAUACGAACGCAAGCUCAUUCAUACGUUGGCGGAUGAGCUCGGUUUGUCUCACGUCUCGGUGGGCGAGAACGAAGACCGGAAAAUCGAAGUCAGUCUGGUCACCCGCUCCAAGGGGGCAUCUCGAGAAGAGAGAAGAAAAGACAAGGCUGUGAAGACAAGAGAGAAGCCGACAGCCCCGAGUGCGAGUCAGGCGGCCCAAGAGGAGCAAGCGCCAGAGCCCAAUGAGGCUUAUGGCGGUGAGGGUGAGGCAGCAGAGGGAAACGAGGGCAAGACGGAUGAGAAGCAAAAACGCGAAGCAGAACUGCUCGACUCGCAUCGCCCGAGGGGGAAAGGCAAGAAAAAGAAGAAAAAUGGGGAGCAAAAUGCGGGGGGGCUGAGACGGCGAAAGAAGAAGACGAUUUUGACGCACUGCUGGACAACCUGA
This is a messenger RNA of Besnoitia besnoiti, 3663 nucleotides long. RefSeq names its product R3H domain-containing protein. The transcript has 2 exons. Gene Ontology annotation, molecular function: RNA binding; 5'-3' DNA helicase activity; ATP hydrolysis activity. The coding region runs from base 1 to 3663 and encodes 1220 amino acids. NCBI's taxonomy places the organism in Eukaryota, Apicomplexa, Conoidasida, Eucoccidiorida, Sarcocystidae. The record is from RefSeq and is a predicted model, not a curated record.